Molecule: messenger RNA, 3381 nt
Organism: Plectropomus leopardus (leopard coralgrouper)
Lineage: Eukaryota; Metazoa; Chordata; Actinopteri; Perciformes; Serranidae
Gene: nsun4
Product: NOP2/Sun RNA methyltransferase 4
Biological process (GO): rRNA methylation
Cellular component (GO): mitochondrial large ribosomal subunit
Molecular function (GO): RNA methyltransferase activity
Source: RefSeq, a predicted model, not a curated record
AUGGCGCUGCUCUUGGACGCCAGACUUCUGCUGAGAAAAGUUAAAGAUUUAAGGUGUUUCACGCCAAAACGAAACCGAGUGAAGGAAAAAUGGGCCACCACACGUGCCAAGCACCCUCCUACCAGUCUGGCCCUGCAGCACUUUGAUGCCACCUACGGCGUCCAGCUGGGGCAGCUGUGGCCGUCAGUCAGAGCCGCCCUGCUUUCAGAGAGGAAAUACGGAGCCCUCUUCAAUAAUUUCUCCCAUGAUUCAGUUCUGGCAGACCUCGAAGCCCAGGGAUGUAGAGACUUCCUCAGUGACAUAGAUACAGACGCUCAGCAAUACUUGGAGCAAGAAUCAGGAGUUACAGCCGAGGAGGAAUCCAGAAAGAAAUCUGACACUGAUGGUCAGCAGCUAUCCCCUCUACAGCUCAGCCAUAACAUCAAGUGCUUCGUGUUUCCAAGAGGGGAUAUCACAAGAUUCAAGUCCGCGCGACCCGACAUGUGUGGGUUGCUGGGUUACUACCUGAUGGACGCAGCAUCUGUGCUGCCUUGUGUGGCACUGGAUGUUCAAGAAGGUCACAGUGUGCUUGACCUCUGUGCUGCCCCGGGAGGUAAAACACUGGCUCUGCUUCAGACCCAGUCUGUUGGUUUCUUGUGUGCAAAUGACACCUCAGUGUCUCGGACGUCACGACUGAGAAAAGUCCUCCACAGCUACGUUCCUAAGCUGCUUUUGACGGCUGAGAAAUUACGUAUCACCUCCUACGAUGGCACCACUUGGGCGGACAUCGAAAGGGACACUUUUGACAGAGUGCUUGUUGAUGUCCCCUGCACCACAGACAGACAUUCACUCAUGGAGGACGACAACAAUAUAUUCGGAAAGAACAGGAUCGGUGAGAGACGAAGGCUUCCACAGCUACAGCUGGAGCUGUUGUUGGCGGGAAUCGCGGCAGCCCGUCCAGGUGGGGACAUCCUGUAUUCCACGUGCACACUUUCUCAAACCCAGAACCAGAGUGUGGUGGAACAAGCUGUCUUCUUGGCUCGAGAGAACCACGGCAUCAACCUUCAGGUUGUUGAUCUGCGACCCCUCACACACAUGUUUAGGAAAACCUUUCACUUCGCUCCCGACCUCCACCUGGGUGAGAUGGUAAUCCCGCACUUAGCCGCUAACUUUGGCCCCAUCUACAUGUGCAAGCUGAGGAGGCUCACGUAGCUUGUGUGGACUGAUGGACAGCUUUGCCAAAAAUCCUGUGGACAUUUGAAUGACUGACUUAAGGACUUAUGAGAUGAUCUUCUUGGCUCGUCUUUAUGUAUAAACUGUGGCUGCUGGAGCACUGAAGGUGAACUUUUCCUCGUGGUGGUGGACUGUUGAAACACUGGACUACACACUGUGACUGUAAUCGCAAUUAAUCCAGUUGGAGGACUGGUACUGUGACAUUACUGGGGACAGCACUGAAUGACAGGGUUUUUUUUUGAUGGAGACUUUUGGACUCAACCAACAUUAACGUCAAAUUCAUUUAAGAGAAUUCUUGUUUUUUAAAGGGCAUCAACAGUUUUUUUUAACCUGGACCCCAUUUUCCCAUUUGUUUUGUCUAAGUGACAAACGGAGACGACAAUUUUUAAAAUUGGUUGGUACCGAAAGGACUGCUGCAGCUGGCACACGCCAUCAUGAAACAUUAAUGUGCAGCUGUGCACCUUCAAUUUCCAUAUAAUAAAAGUGCUUGUUUUUGUUACAGACUAGCUCAAAAUCUUAUUAUAAGUGUAUGAAAACAUUAUUUAAGGGAUCCCUACAGAGAUAGCCUGUUAUGUUAAAGAGUAAGAUCAUUUUUAUUAAAGCAGAAAUUGCUAUUGUCAAACCUGCCAGCCUGCAUUUAAAUAGGCAUAAAUUUUAUCAUCCUAAAACACACUUAUGAUGAUAGAAAAAAACAAACAAAAAAACUCACAAAAGCCGUCUUGGUUCAUCUUUCCACUGUUCCAACAAUCACCAACUCUAGUUUGGUUGAAAUAAACCCCUAAUUCUCUCAGUUAGACGUAAAAAUAUUAUGGCUUUAUACAAGCUUAAAUAACAAUUUAUUUAAAAGGAGUCUGGUAGAUUACGUAAUGGGGAUUUGGGGUGUGUUUCUGGUUCCCUACAGACAUAGACCGUCUUGUUAAAGAGUAAGAUCAUUUUUGUUUAUCUAGGAGCAGCCCCAAAAUUGCAAUCGCCAAACCCACCAGAAUCGAUUUGAAUGAACAAUAAUUUCAUCAUUGUAAAUAACACUUGAUUCAAAGAAGAAAUAAAAUAAAACUCCUAAAAACUGUCUUUGUUUGUCUUUCCACUGUUUGAGCAAUCACCAGCUUUGGUUUGGUUGCAAUAAAUUGUUCAUAUCAUAGUGGUGUCAGACACUUAUAAUAACAAUCUGUGCCUGUCAGUGGCAUUAAAAAACAAACAAAAUGACAAAAAAACCACUGGGAAAAAUAGGGUCCAGGUUGAAAAAUACUAAAGUUGUCCUUUAAAGUAAGUCAAAACUCUGAUUUACCAACAUUUUUGGACUAAACCAGCUUUGCUAAGUGUUUUUCUUUUUAUAGUUUUAUUUUUACCCUGUAGGUGGCAACAGUAGCUUAAUAUUAAAAGUAUCCUGUUCAGUAUAUCCUGUUCCCACUAGAGGACACUAAGGGUAUGUCUGUAAAGGUUAUAUGUUGACAGGAGCUCCAGUAUUUAUGUCCUCAGAGAUCACAUUACUGAAACACACAUUUCCAUCAGAAUUACCUGCUCUCUUUAACUCUCCCCUGAAAAUGGGUUUGGCUUGUUCUAUAGUUAUUCAUCAGGUUUGAUAGCUUUGCCUAAUAACACAAUAUGUGGGUAUGUGGAAGGAGGGCAUAAUGAACAGGCAGGUAAUGACUUAUUUGACCAUUUGGCUUUUCACAUCUGAAUCUGUGCAACUUUCAUUAUUAUAGCUGGAUUGACUCUGUUUUGCAUUGACAUCACUCAGGUGAAAUGUUUCCUCUUAUCACUGCCUAAUGUGAGCGCUGAGGUGCCUCUUUUUCCAUCACACCGCCGAUGACCCUUUAUGUUGUCCUGGCCAGGCAAUGUAGCGUGAAAAAGGUGUGUGUAUGUGUGUGUCUAACGAGUCCACCAUCCAUACCCACUGUCAUUAAGCUGCUCCAAGUGCAGGAGCCGACUCCCAUCCCCGUGCAGGGAUGGACGGCAGCCAUGCGGCUCCCAGAUGAACAUUAAAGAGGCAGCAGAGAGCUAAAAUGGGACGUCUCGCCCUGUUUUGCCCCUCCGCUUUUUUAUUCCACAGAUGAGUGCAGAUAAUUUCCUGUGCGAUUGUGAGUGAUUACUGUAUUACUGCGGUAAAAGGGGGAUGUAUCUGGGAAUGCAGAGGGAAUUAAUGACACAUAAAAACUAUUUUUGUAUUGA